AUGUACGCGCUGGCGACAGUGUUGACCCUGCUGGCGGCCGUAGCUGUUCUGCUUCGCCUUCAUGCUAGAAAGAUUAAGAAUGCGGUCCUUGCAUGGGACGACUACCUGGUUGUUUUCGCACUGCUUUUCACGACUGGUACCGCAUUGUGUAUGUUCGUUGGAACCGCACUUGGGGAUCUAGGACGACACACAAAGAUCGCAUCAGAUGGAUCACUCGUUUUUACCCAUCAUCUAGAGGUCUUCCAACAGAUCAAUUAUGCUUCACUGAUGACCUCAACAUUGACGUUCGGCCUGACGAAGUUGAUCUUCCGCGGUGCUUUGUUCUUGGCCCUCGUCUGGACCAUGAUCACAAUCAUUGUGAUAUGGACCGUUGGCUUCUUCUUCGCGAAUAUGCUCCAAUGCUACCCAAUAUCAGAGAAUUGGACUGGCUUUGGAGGCACUGCUGACACUUGCAUCGAUGAAAACAUGAUGUACAUUGGACAAGCGUUCUCAGACGCUAUCACAGACCUCAUGAUCCUUGUAAUGCCCAUCCCUUGCAUCUGGGCGUUUCAGCUGCCAGCAAAACAGAAAAUCGGCGUGAGUGGCAUGUUUCUGCUGGGAAUAUUGACCAUUGCGGCAAGCGUUACGAAGCUCGUGUUUUUCUUUAAGAUUGCUGUCGAGUCCAAUACUGGUGACGAGGAUUUUACUUAUCUGUUUACCCCAACUCUGUACUGGCCAAUGAUGGAAUCUUCGCCCGGGAUCGUUGGGGCCUGCUUGCCUUUGUUUCGCCCCAUCAUCAGUGAACUUUUCCUAGUCCGAAGCAUUCGAGAAAUCAUUUCCUUUCCGUCCACAGGCAUUACAAGCUCGAAAAAGCCCCUGAGGGAUGCUGGAAACCUGGAGGAUCGCGACAACAGCUCUUCUGCGGUUAGCUCCGAAGGCUCCAUAUAUGCUGGCGGAGACCAUAACGGGGGUCAAUAUCUUGGUCGCGAUCAAGUCUAUGUACCCAAAAAGACACUCGAGAAGGUUGGCGAUGUCGGUACCAAAAGGAACGCAGUAGAGCAACGCUACCAUGCAAGCGGGUACAUUUGA
This is a messenger RNA of Letharia columbiana, 1068 nucleotides long. RefSeq lists its product as uncharacterized. The transcript has 10 exons. Bases 1 to 1068 code for a protein of 355 amino acids. The record is from RefSeq and is a predicted model, not a curated record. NCBI's taxonomy places the organism in Eukaryota, Fungi, Ascomycota, Lecanoromycetes, Lecanorales, Parmeliaceae.